CUUUACCCUCUUUUCUUUUGUCAGGUGUUUGCCAUGGCUGCUGCUGUGAACUUGGAACUUGAUCCCAUUUUUUUGAAAGCUCUAGGCUUCUUACAUUCAAAGAGUAAGGAUUCUGCUGAAAAGCUGAAAGCACUCCUGGAUGAGUCUUUGGCGCGGGGCACUGAUUCAAGCUAUCGUCCCAGCCAGAAGGAGGUGGAGCCAUCCAAGAUUUCAAGUGCAAAAGCUAUUUCCAUUAAGCAAGAGCCCAAGCCCACAACCACUCUUCCUUCUGGCAACAACAAUGGCAAGGCCCUCACGGUUGAGAAGGUCAAGAAGGAAGCUGAGAAGAGACCUGCUGAUAAAAUGAAACCUGACAUCACAGAAGGAGUCGAUAUUCCAAAGAAACCAAAACUAGAGAAGCCGGAGCCGCGGUCAUCUCCCAUCACUGUGCAGAGCAGCAAGGACUUAGCAGCGAUGGCCGACCUCUCCAGUUUUGAGGAGACCAGUGCUGACGAUUUUGCCAUGGAGAUGGGGUUGGCCUGUGUUGUUUGCAGACAGAUGACAGUGGCAUCUGGCAACCAGCUGGUGGAAUGUCAGGAGUGCCACAAUCUCUACCACCAAGACUGCCACAAGCCCCAAGUGACUGACAAGGAGGUGAAUGACCCCCGGCUUGUAUGGUACUGUGCCCGCUGCACCAGGCAGAUGAAGAGGAUGGCCCAAAAAACUCAGAAACCACCACAGAAGCCUUCCCCCACCGUUGUAUCUGUCACUCCAGCUGUCAAAGACCCACUAGUGAAGAAACCAGAAACAAAACUCAAGCAAGAAACAACUUUCCUAGCAUUUAAGAGAACAGAAGUCAAGCCAUCCACGGUGGUUUCCGGGAAUUCUUCCAGCGCCAGCGUUUCCUCCUCGGUCACCAGCGGCCUGACUGGGUGGGCAGCUUUUGCGGCCAAGACUUCCUCAGCCGGACCGUCCACAGCAAAGCUGAGCUCUGCGGCCCAGAACAGCGGCGGGAAGCCAGCUCCCCCCUCAGCUGCCCAGAAACCUGUGGGCUUGACUGGUCUCGCCACCUCCUCGAAGAGCGGCUUGGGCUCCAAGCUGGGCUCGGGGAGUGGCGGCACUCCCACAGUCCCUCUGAAGCCACCCCCGCCUCUCACUUUGGGUAAGGCGGGCCUCAGCCGCUCGGUCAGCUGUGACAACGUCAGCAAAGUGGGCCUGCCUAGCCCCAGCAGCCUAGUGCCCGGAGGCAGCAGUCAGCUCGGGGGCAAUGGCACCGGGGGGACGGCGGGGACCGGGGGCAGUGCCGGCAGCAAGGCCACGUCUGAGGCGGGCAGCACACCCUCCGCCUCCCUCAAAGGACCCACCUCCCAGGAGUCGCAGCUUAAUGCCAUGAAGCGGCUGCAGAUGGUGAAGAAGAAGGCGGCACAGAAGAAGCUCAAGAAGUAGCCCGGCCACAAAGGCGCCACAUUCCUCCCCGCCAGCCAUCACAGCCUUAGCACCACAGCUGUUGCCAUGGGCUGUGACUGAGUAAAAGCUUCAUCAUGAAGCUCCUCU
Messenger RNA from Suncus etruscus (white-toothed pygmy shrew), 1533 nucleotides. RefSeq names its product integrator complex subunit 12 (gene INTS12). Gene Ontology annotation, biological process: snRNA 3'-end processing. Bases 34 to 1425 code for a protein of 463 amino acids. Lineage: Eukaryota; Metazoa; Chordata; Mammalia; Eulipotyphla; Soricidae. The transcript is spliced from 6 exons. Gene Ontology annotation, cellular component: integrator complex. The record is from RefSeq and is a predicted model, not a curated record.